AUGUGCCAUCCUCCAUGUUGCCUUCCCUUAAUUUCAUUUAUUAUGAUCUGCUCUCCGAUUCAUCAAUGUGCCAUCCUCCAUGUUGCCUUCCUUAAUUUUAUUUAUUAUGAUCUGCUCCGAUUCAUCAAUGUGCCAUCCUCCAUGUUCCUCCCCUUAAUUUUAUUUAUUAUGAUGGUGCCAUCCUCCUUGCCCCUUAAUUUCAUUUAUUAUGAUCUGCUCUCCGAUUCAUCAAUGUGCCAUCCUCCAUGGUGCCUUCCCCUUAAUUUUAUUUAUUAUGAUCUGCUCUCCGAUUCAUCAAUGUGCCAUCCUCCAUGUUGCCCUUCCCUUAAUUUCAUUUAUUAUGAUCUGCUCUCCGAUUCCUCAAUGUGCCAUCCUCCUCCAUGUUGCCUUCCGCUUAAUUUCAUUUAUUAUGAUCUGCUCUCCGAUUCAUCAAUGUGCCAUCCUCCAUGUUGCCUUCCCUUAAUUUUCAUUUAUUAUGAUCUGCUCUCCGAUUCCUCAAUGUGCCAUCCUCCAUGUUGCCUUCCUUAA
Molecule: messenger RNA, 528 nt
Organism: Acanthosepion pharaonis
Lineage: Eukaryota; Metazoa; Mollusca; Cephalopoda; Sepiida; Sepiidae
Source: the annotation of a GenBank genome assembly